AGUCGGUUUCGGGCCGCCACCAGCGCUGGCACUGGGCACAGAGGGCUGCGCGCGGCGCACUCCGUGCCCGGGCACCGCACCGGGCUUGUCUCGGUAUCUGCCAUUCUGCCCUAGCCAGGAAAACCCGGCGCCUUCCAGGCCCUUCGAAAGAUGGAUUCUGUUGACGUAUCUGGCGGCCCUGGCGAGCCGGGUGGAAAGUUGGGUUUUGCCAGAUCGUGUUGGGAUCCUCUUUGUGCCGCUCAGCGAGUCCCGCAUCCCGCUGGAGCAGGGUUUGGUCUCUGGAGUACACUAGGCCUGGCCUGCAUGCUGGUUAGUUCGAAGUGUCAAUGAAUGAACACAUCUUCCACUUGCCCUUGACCAGUGAUGGUUGGAAUCCUAGCCCCUCCGUUGACGUAGCUCUGGAGAACGUGUUCUUCACUAUUUCUUGCUGUUCCCUAGUGGAACUGAGCUCCGGUUGUUUAAGUUGGCCACGUGGCACCAGAGCCAAGUGAUGGACGAUCUGCAGUCCCAGAACCUCUCUAUGGACAUGACUGACUCCCCUCCCACUCUGGCCAACAACAGACUGGAGAAUGGCAUGGCCCAGCUGAUAACUACCGAGGCCUGGAACAUCAACUCCACUGACCUGGUCAAGAAGGCUCUGGUGACCGUGCCGGCCCCAUCCAUUCUGAACCCCCCGGCUGAGUCUCAGAGUGGCAUGGCUCUGAAGGUAGCGGCCACCGUGCUGCAGCCCCUGUGCCUUGGGGAAAGCCCCGUGGUGAUGCCCAUUCACAUGCAGGUGGAGGGAAGCUCUGCACCGGAGCUCAACCCCAACGGCAAUGCCACCUACGUGAUGACGACACAAGGCCCCGUGCAGCUGCCGGUGGUGUUAGAGCAGCAUGUUUUCCAGCACCUCAACUCCCCUCUGGUCCUGCCACAGGAGGCCCCAUGCUCCUCCAAUGCUAUUCACAACAACCUCUUCCAGGGGGCCGAGGACUCCGAGGCCCAGCCUCAGCUCCUGGACCUGAGGAUCCCAAGCCAGCCGCAGGAGCCCACAUUGCCAUUUGAAGCUGUGCUCCAGAAUUUAUUCCCCACCCAAGGCUCUCUGGGCCCUCCACCUUGCCAGCCUCCUCCUGGCUAUGCUCCAGUGCCUCCGCAGCCCUUUAACUCUUCUUUGUCCCCCCUGGUCCCACCAGCUACCCUCUUGGUGCCCUAUCCUGUGAUUGUCCCCUUGCCAGUGCCAGUGCCCAUCCCCAUCCCCAUCCCAGUGCCUCAGAGUUCUGAAUCCAAGUUCAGCCCCAGUUUCCCCAAGCCGCCAUCUUCCUUCAGACUGCACUCCUUUAAAGGCACCCAGACCACCCUGGAAAAGGAUGAACUGAAGCCCCUAGACAUUCUCCAGCCAAAAGAGUAUUUCCAGCUCAGCCGCCACACAGUCAUCAAGAUGGGGAGUGAGAAUGAGGCACUGGAUCUCUCCAUGAAGUCAGUACCCUGGCUCAAGGCUAGUGAAGCUAGCCCCCCAAUCUUCCAAGAGGAUGCAGCCCUGGACCUGUCCCUGGCAGCCCACCGAAAGGCCGAGGCUCCCCCAGAGCCACUGUAUGACAGCAGCGUGUCGGCAGACAGCCAGGGUCACACUGUGCUGGAGAAACUUCCUAGUGGUAUGGACAUGACCUUUGCCCCUGCCAAGCCUCGUGAGGCCUCGGUCAUGAUGAAUAACCACAUCAACGGCAGCAAUGGCACUGAAAUGGUCAGCCAGUCCAGCCACCCCGGCAGUGAGGUGAAGGCUGAAAAUAACACUGAGAUUGUAAGUGAGCCCCAGGCAGCCAAGGUCAUUGUCUCAGUUGAAGACACUGUGCCCACCAUCUUCUGUGGCAAGAUUAAAGGCCUCUCAGGGGUAUCCACCAAAAACUUCUCCUUUAAAAGAGAAGACUCUGUGCUUCAGGGUUAUGACAUCAACAGCCAAGGAGAAGAUUCCCUGGGAAAUGCCGAGCCCCUUAGGAAACCCAUCAAAAACCGGAGCAUAAAGUUAAAGAAAAUGAACUCCCAGGAAAUACACAUGCUCCCAAUUAAAAAACAACGGCUGGCCACCUUUUUUCCGAGAAAGUAAAUAAGGGCUUUAAAACAUUUUUAUGAUUAGGACAUGGGGAAAGGUGCAUUGGUUUUUUAAAAAAGUCAUCUAAAACAAAUUAUCUUUGUUAAUUAUUUUGGGGUGUAGGUGGGAGGCAGAAAGGCAAAUUAGCUAGAAUCAUUUUCUUUUUUAAUUUUUGACUUUUCACAAAUGAGUAAAUAAGAGCAACCUAUUUUUCAAGCAGAUUGCACAUUUUUUUGCAGCUUUAAUGGAAUAUUGGGUGAAUCAGAGGGGUAAAAGCUAUUUUCAUUGUCACAAAGUGCUUUGAUGAUGUAAUACCUAAUAAAGGGUAGGAUGAAUAUUUCACAAUAAACGUUUGUUUGCACUAA
This is a messenger RNA of Myodes glareolus (Bank vole), 2430 nucleotides long. RefSeq names its product retinoic acid induced 2 (gene Rai2). The record is from RefSeq and is a predicted model, not a curated record. Gene Ontology annotation, biological process: animal organ development. Gene Ontology annotation, cellular component: nucleus. Lineage: Eukaryota; Metazoa; Chordata; Mammalia; Rodentia; Cricetidae.